Messenger RNA from Epinephelus lanceolatus (giant grouper), 718 nucleotides. It is a transcript of the gene nedd8l, whose product is annotated as NEDD8 ubiquitin like modifier, like. Gene Ontology annotation, molecular function: protein binding. NCBI's taxonomy places the organism in Eukaryota, Metazoa, Chordata, Actinopteri, Perciformes, Serranidae. The record is from RefSeq and is a predicted model, not a curated record.
UCCGGAGCGUUUAGCCUUGUACACAGGAAGUAAAUUCAAGUCAUCCAGACAAGUGGGUUGUAAUUCGCCAGUGUAUUUGGUGUUUUGGUCAGUAAACAGUUCAUAUCACUUCGAAUUGUAAUAUAUUGCUUAUUCAAGAUGCUGAUCAAAGUAAAGACACUCACUGGAAAAGAAAUAGAGAUCGACAUUGAGCCCACAGACAAGGUGGAGCGAAUUAAAGAAAGGGUGGAAGAGAAGGAAGGAAUCCCCCCGCAGCAACAGAGACUCAUCUACAGUGGAAAACAAAUGAAUGAUGAGAAGACAGCUGCAGACUACAAGAUCCAGGGAGGCUCAGUGCUCCACCUUGUGUUGGCGCUAAGAGGCGGUUCAACGCUCCACAGUUCCUGCAUACACCUCUCCUCCUUGUCCUGAGUUGCUGUUGUUGUGGGGCCAGCUGAGUGCCAACGCUUUAGGUGUCUGUCACCGUCUAACCAUGUUUCAGCACAGAGAUCUGAAAUCCCACGCUCCCAGGCUGACGCAAACAAAAAAAAAAAAUCAACCAACAACAGCAACGUCAAAAAAAAGAGAGAAAAAGGACGUUCUAAUUUCUUUGUAGAUGUUUUUUGUAAACCCACAUUGGCUUUCUGAGUUUGACCAGCUGAUGCAGACACCCAUGCAGUACAAAAGACAGUUUGGAAACACUGUGGUCUCUUUGCUUGUGAAUAAAUGCUGAAGUUGA